Nicotiana tabacum (common tobacco) is the source of this 1486-nucleotide messenger RNA. Its product is annotated as transcription factor BIM2. Gene Ontology annotation, biological process: DNA-templated transcription. NCBI's taxonomy places the organism in Eukaryota, Viridiplantae, Streptophyta, Magnoliopsida, Solanales, Solanaceae. Gene Ontology annotation, molecular function: DNA-binding transcription factor activity; protein dimerization activity. The record is from RefSeq and is a predicted model, not a curated record.
ACCAAAAAGCGAAAUUUCGACUUUUAACCACCACAAUCAAGAACCCGCACUAGAAGUAAUUGCUACGGUUUUUUCCCUCACUAUCGACCCUAAAUCUCACAGACCCAAAACCGAAUUUCUCAAGAACUCAAAUUUCCCAGAACAAAAGCUAGAAUUGGAGUUUGAUAGAUAAAUCUGUGGAGAAAAUAAUGAAAGGGGUGAAAGGUCAUCAAGAAGAGGAAGAAGAGGAGGAAGAUGAGAUUGGUUUAAAGAAAGAUGCCACUCCACCUUCUAGUAGCAAUACUAAAGAUGGGAAGAAUAAUGAUAAGGCAAGUGCAAUAAGGUCCAAGCAUUCAGUCACAGAGCAGCGUCGAAGGAGCAAGAUCAACGAGAGAUUUCAGAUAUUGAGAGAUCUGAUACCCCAUACAGAUCAAAAGCGGGAUACUGCAUCAUUCUUGUUGGAGGUAAUUCAAUACGUACAGUACUUACAGGAGAAGGUACAAAAGCAUGAAGGAUCAUAUCAACCUUGGAGCUCAGAGCCUACAAAACUUAUGCCAUGGAGAAACAGUCAUUGGCGCAUGCAAAAUUUACCAGCUCACCCACAAGCCUUGAAGAAUGGUAGUGGCCCAGAAUCAACAUAUCUGGGAGGGUUUGAUGAGAAUCCUGCAACUGUUACUUCGACAGUGCAACCAAAUCAGCAGAAUCUGAUUGAAUCUCAUCCUAUCAGAGAUGUAUCAAUUAAAGCAAUGGAUCAACAUAACGAUCUAGCUAACAAGGCAAUUGCAACACAUAUGCCGCUUCAGGCAGGUAUGCAGGUGGCCGUGCCAAAUAAUAGUGCCUUCUCAGACUCGCAACCUAGACCAGUGUCUGAUCAAUGUCCCAACACAAUUGAUGCUCUGAAUCAUCACGAGGAUCUGACAAUAGAUGGAGGCACAAUCAGCAUUUCAAGUCCUUACUCGCAGGGGUUACUAAAUUCAUUGACACAAGCAUUGGAGAAUACCGGUCUUGAUCUUUCUCAGGCCACUAUCUCUGUGCAAAUUAAUUUUGGGAAGCGGGCAGACAGAGGGAUGACUUCAGGACCAUCAAUUGCGAAGGAUAACGAGAAUCCUCCACCCUCUAGUAAUCAACAUAUGGAUCAUUUCCGGGAGGCAAGCAAUGAUGAAGAUUUGGACCAAGCUCAAAAGAGGCUGAAGAUAUAGAUAUGAUAAUAGCAUGGUCAUAUCCAGCUAAAUCAACUUAGUUUUUUGUGUCAUCUUAUGGUUCAAAAGAAAGUCGAUAUGUAUAUCCCAUUCGCUUGAGUCAUGUUUAUAGCAAUGCGUCCUUUUGAUAUCUCUUCCUUUUUUCAUUUUUAAUGUUUGUUUUUUCUUUUUUCUUUUUUUCUGGGUGAUAUCAUCUUGCGCCUGCUUCUUAACCUCGCGAUAUUCUGAUUUGUCAGAGGUUAAUAAUUGAUAUGUAAAAGAGUAUGCAGUUAUUUAUGUUAUGCUGUAAAUCUCUUUUUCGGCUUCAC